GCCAUGUACACUCGUACACUCCUCUGUUUAUUACCACUGAUAUGUCUCAAUGGAGUUUUAUCGAAAGGAAGAGUUAGAAAAUUCCCUCCAAACUUUUUAUUUGGAGCAUCGACGGCAGCCUAUCAAAUAGAAGGGGGCUGGAAUGAAGAUGGUAAAGGCCAGUCAAUAUGGGACGUGGCGACUCACCAGCGCCCGACACCAAUCAAAGAUGGAUCAACUGGCGAUAUAGCAGCUGACUCCUACCACAUGUACAAACGCGACGUGGCUAUGAUGGCAGAAUUGGGGCUGGACUUCUACAGGUUCUCCAUUUCCUGGCCCAGGAUCCUGCCUAAUGGGUUCGCUGAUAAAGUCAAUCAAGCAGGUGUCGAUUACUACCUAAAUCUAAUCGAGGAGAUGGAAAAGCGAAAUAUCACACCAUUCGCCACGAUGUACCACUGGGAUUUACCGCAGAACUUGCAAAAACUAGGAGGUUGGACGAAUCCUCACAUUAUCGACUGGUUCGCGGAUUACGCGAAGAUUUUAUUCGACAGAAUUGGUCCAAAGGUCAAGCUAUGGAUUACGAUAAACGAGCCGAAACAGAUCUGUUACGAGGGUUAUGGUUCUGAUGCGAAGGCUCCAUUCCUCAAUGCAACCGGAAUUGCAGAAUAUCUUUGUGCUAAGAACGUUCUUCUAGCUCAUGCUAAAGCAUACAGAUUGUACAAUGAACAUUAUAAAAAGAUACAAAAUGGAUCCGUUGGUAUUUCAAUCAGCUGUACUUGGUACGAAGCGGCAUCGGAUAGUAAUGAUGACUUCCAUGCCGCUGAGGAUGCUAGGAUGUUUGAUUGGGGUCAAUUUGCUCAUCCAAUAUUCUCAAAAGCAGGUGAUUUUCCCGAGCAAGUCCGUCGGAAUGUAGCCUCUAAGAGCGCAGAGCAGGGAUUCCCUAGGUCUCGUUUGCCAAAACUGUCUACCAAAGAUGUGGCUACUAUAAAAGGUACUUCGGAUUUCUUCGGCGUGAACACUUACACGACAAAGUUGGCGUAUAGAGAUGCAUCGCUCGACGGAAUGUAUGCUGUCCCUUCGUACAUGGAUGAUAUGAGCGCUGUGCUGGUGAAGGACCCGACGUGGCCUCAAUCGCAGUCGUCUUGGUUACAGGAAGUACCUUGGGGCUUCACAAAGGUGUUGAAGGAAAUAAAGAAGUUGUAUAACAAUCCGCCCGUGUACGUGACGGAGAACGGAUGGUCAUCAGACGGGGGGCUCCUAGAUGAUGAUCGCAUCAGCUAUUUGAGACAUUAUCUGGGAGCAUUACUAGAUGCUUACUCUGAAGGCUGCGACAUACGAGGGUACACGGCAUGGAGUCUUAUGGACAAUUUCGAGUGGAAGAGUGGGUACACGGAGAAAUUUGGCUUGUACGAGGUAGAUUUCUCAUCGCCAGAUCGUACGCGAACGCCAAGAAAAUCCGCCUUUGUUUAUAAAGAGGUGAUCAGAUCCCGGAAGAUGGACCCCAAUUAUGAGCCCAACUACGUGGUGGAAACCGUAGAACAUGGAACCAAAGACGAUGAUGACAACGAUGUGUUUUAAGUUCAGCACUUCAGUCAAUUUAUCAAUAUUGACUUCCACAUUGAAUGUACAGACUGAUACAGUUAGAAUUGAAUGCCAA
This is a messenger RNA of Pectinophora gossypiella (pink bollworm), 1636 nucleotides long. RefSeq names its product myrosinase 1-like. Gene Ontology annotation, molecular function: beta-glucosidase activity. The record is from RefSeq and is a predicted model, not a curated record. Bases 4 to 1557 code for a protein of 517 amino acids. Gene Ontology annotation, biological process: carbohydrate metabolic process. Lineage: Eukaryota; Metazoa; Arthropoda; Insecta; Lepidoptera; Gelechiidae. The transcript is spliced from 10 exons.